CCGGUGCGGGCUCAAUGGCGGCGGCGGUGCGAGAUUGUGAGGAGAUUUAAAACUAGCGAAGAAUUUACUAACGGUUUUAAUUCAAAGAGCCGGGGGAGCGGUGUUGGGCAAGUAUCGAACGGCAUUAAGUACCACCGCCCCAAACGCUCGGUGCCGGGGGGUUCCAGGCGCCAUGGCUGGGGACAGGCCCUCGCUCACCGUCGUCUACCAGGCCGUCAAGGCACUUUACCAUGACCCGGACCCGGCCGGCAAGGAGCGCGCUUCCGUCUGGCUCGGCGAGUUCCAGAGAUCGAUGUAUGCCUGGGAAAUUGCUGAUCAGUUGCUGCAGUUGCAACAAGAGGUGGAGCUCUGCUAUUUUGCAGCACAGACAAUGAAGAUGAAAAUUCAGGCAUCAUUUAAUGAACUUCCACCUGAAACGCAUGCAUCUCUGCGAGACUCGCUGCUCACCCACAUUCAAAACUUGAAAGAUGUGUCUCCUGUAAUUGUUACACAGCUGGCACUGGCGAUUGCAGAUCUUGCCUUGCAAAUGGCCUCGUGGAAAGGAUGUGUGCAAAUGCUAACUGAAAAGUAUAGUAAUGACCCAUCAUCCCUUUCUUUCCUGUUGGAAAUCCUGACCGUCCUUCCAGAGGAGGUUCAUAGUCGCUCUCUUCGAAUAGGAGCCAACCGCCGCACAGAAAUAAUCGAGGAUCUGGCGUACUCCUCGAGCACUGUGGUAUCACUGCUGGCAGCCUGUACAGAACGUAGCGGCAAUGAGGAGAAGACUCUGAUUAAGGUGUUCCGAUGCUUGGGGAGUUGGUUUAACUUGGGUGUGUUGGACAGCAACUUCAUGGCAAAUAAUCGACUGCUACUAAUCCUCUUUCAGGUCUUGCAAUGUGAUGAUACCUCAACAAACCUGCAUGAGGCUGCAUCUGACUGUAUCUGUUCAGCACUGUAUGCCAUUGAGAAUGUAGAGACAACCCUACCUCUUGCUCUGCACUUAUUCCAAGGUGUUUUAACUUUAGAAUCUGCAUAUCACAUGGCUGUAGCACGUGAGGAUCUGGACAAGGUUCUGAAUUAUUGUCGGAUUUUUACUGAGUUAUGUGAGACAUUUCUAGAGACUAUUGUACAGACCCCAGGACAAGGGCUUGGAGACCUGCGGACACUGGAACUGCUAUUGAUUUGUGCAGGGCAUGCGCAAUACGAGGUGGCAGAGAUUAGCUUUAACUUCUGGUAUAGAUUGGGCGAACAUCUCUACAAAAUGAAUGACCCAUCUCGUCAUGCUGUCUUUCGUCCAUACAUUCAGCGAUUGCUUCAUGCCCUGGCUCGACACUGCCAACUAGAAUCAGAUCAUGAAGGAAUUCCAGAAGACUCUGAUGAUUUUGGGGAGUUCCGGAUGAGGGUGUCUGAUCUUGUGAAGGAUGUGAUAUUCCUGGUUGGUUCGAUGGAAUGUUUCACGCAGCUCUAUUCCACAUUGAAAGACAGUGGGCCAUCCUGGGAGAUCACUGAAGCUGUCCUUUUCAUCAUGGCUUCCAUAGCGAAGAGUGUAGAUCCUGAUAAUAAUCCUACCUUGGCUGAAGUGCUUGAAGCUGUAGUUCACCUCCCAGACACUGUGCACAUGGCAGUCCGAUUCACUAGCAUUGAACUGGUUGGAGAACUGAAUGAAGUCGUUGAUAGAAAUCCCAGAUUUUUAGAUCCAGUGUUAAAUUAUUUAAUGAAAGGACUACGGGAGAAAGAACUUGCAUCAGCAUCAGCCAAAGCCAUUCAAAAUAUCUGUUCCUCCUGCCGUGAUCACAUGACUCAGCACUUUGAGGGCCUCCUGGAAAUUGUUCGUUCCCUCGAGACAUUCAGCCUCUCUCACGAAGCUGCCAUUGGCCUCUUGAAAGGCACAGCACUUGUUCUUUGCCGGCUCCCUUUGGAGAAGAUCACCGAAUGCCUCAGCGAGUUGUGCGCUGUACAAGUGUUGUCACUGAAAAAGCUCCUUGCACAAGAGCCUGCCAAUGGCCUUGCUACAGACCCCACCAUAUGGUUGGAUCGGUUGGCUGUUAUUUUUAGGCACACAAACCCUAUUGUUGAAAAUGGUCAGACGCAUCCAUGUCAGAAGGUGAUACAUGAAAUCUGGCCUGUCUUAUCUGAAACCUUGAACAAGCAUCAAGCUGACAAUCGAAUUGUGGAGCGCUGUUGUCGUUGUUUGCGUUUUGCUGUCCGAUGUGUAGGGAAAGGGUCAGCUGCAUUACUUCAGCCCUUGGUCACUCAGAUGGUGAAUGUGUAUCGUGUACAUCCACAUUCUUGCUUCCUCUACCUGGGCAGUAUCCUGGUUGAUGAAUAUGGAAUGGAAGAAGGCUGCCGACAAGGACUUCUGGACAUGGUACAGGCUUUGUGCAUGCCAACAUUUCAACUGCUCGAACAGCCAAAUGGCCUUCGGGAUCACCCAGACACAGUGGAUGAUCUUUUCCGUUUAGCAACCAGAUUUAUUCAACGGAGCCCAACCACGCUUUUGCAGAGCCAGAUCAUUAUUCACAUCCUGAACUGUGCCAUUGCAGCUGUCAUUCUUGACCACCGGGAUGCCAACUGCAGUAUCAUGAAGUUCUUGAGGGAUCUUAUCCACACAGGUGUUGCCAAAGAUCACGAGGAUGACUUUGAACUGCGGAAGGAACUAAUCAAACAGGUGAUGACCCAACAUGGUCAACAACUGGUCAAUCAACUGCUCCAGGCUGUGUGCUUCUGCCUUCCCCCGUAUACUUUGCCAGACCUAGCAGAGGUUAUAUGGGAAAUCAUGCAAAUCGACAGAGCGACCUUUUGCCGAUGGUUGGAGGUUUCACUCAAGUCAUUACCAAAAGAGACAGCAGGGGGUGCUAUCACAGUAACACACAAGCAGCUGACUGACUUCCACAAGCAAGUCACCAGUGCUGAUGAAUGUAAGAAAGUUUGCUGGGCUUUGAGAGAUUUCACACGCCUCUUCCGAUAGCUGUGUUCACAAAUCCAUGACUUGCAUCAGUCUCCCAGAGGACUGUGUCUCAAAAACAAGACUGGAAAUGCAAAUCAAAAUGAACCCAAAAUGCCAUGGCCGGUUCCCAGCGAGAGCAAACGGGGCAAAAAAUCACAAGCAGAGGUCUGUAGACUGGGAGAGAAGUGCCAAACUCCCUACUGCAUAACGCCACAUAGGUGCAGCCUGCCUGGCAUUGUGCAUCAGGGCAUGCAGAGAUGGGAUAGUCCAGGAUUUUUUGCCCCCCUCCCAGCUUCAAGAUGGCUUCAGCAGAGGAUCAACAGCAUGCCAAAAUGACAGGUGGUGAAAAUUAUGUUGCCUCAGCUUGUAUGUAAAAGGAGGAUCUAGAAUAAACCAGCUUUUAAAAUCAGCCAGAGUUCCUUCAGGGAGGAGUUUGUUUUUUUUGGGAGGGAGGGGAGGGUGGGAUGGGGCUGGGAAGAUUAUUGUGCAUAGCACAAGAGACUUUCUUAAUGAUUUCUAAAAUGAAAAUCAUAUUUAGUGUUCAUGAUUAAUGGACAAAUGACAGAAGGGGUUAUGAAACCUCAGCUGUGUCUCAACUUAAAAAAAAAAAUUAGGAAGAGCAUUGAUAAAAGAAAUGGAGCCAUGGAUCUCUGGGAUGUGGAGUUGUGGAUCUGAGCCCAACCUUGCGUGAGGAGGGUGUGGAUGAGUUUCCAUUGGUUGUGAAGAUAUUGACUGAGACCAAGUAGCAGGUCAAUAAAAACAAAAAAAGUGUGAAGGGGUGGGUGGGCAGUGGCUGUUUACAUAAGCGUACAUGGACAGCACUGUUGAGCUGGGUGUGAAGGAUGGGAGUCCUGGGAGUUGGCGGGUAGAAGGUAAUUCAUUGGGAAGUGAGUGCGCGAGUGCUGUUCCGUCUGGUGUUGUAACCAUCUCGAGAACAAUUAAAAAAAAAUAAACAAUA
Messenger RNA from Chiloscyllium plagiosum (whitespotted bambooshark), 3881 nucleotides. It is a transcript of the gene tnpo3, whose product is annotated as transportin 3. Gene Ontology annotation, molecular function: small GTPase binding. Gene Ontology annotation, cellular component: cytoplasm. Gene Ontology annotation, biological process: protein import into nucleus. Lineage: Eukaryota; Metazoa; Chordata; Chondrichthyes; Orectolobiformes; Hemiscylliidae. The record is from RefSeq and is a predicted model, not a curated record.